GUGCGCUGUGUCCCUAGGACACAGCAGAUCACCGAUCAACGGAAAGAGCUGAAGACGUCGGCUCGGUCAUGUGAUCAGCUGUGUCCAAUCAUAGCUGAUCGCAUGGGACAUGUACACUGAUCAUCAGGGCACUGAUGAUCAGUGUGCCCUGAUGAUCAGUGUAGCCCCACCAGUGCCACCUUUCAGUGCUCAUCAAUGCCACCUGCCAGUGCCCAUCAGUGCCUCAUCAAUGCCACAUAUCAGUGCCUACCAGUGCACAUCAAUGCCACAUAUCAGUGCCCAUCUGAGCUGCCUUUCAGUGUCAGCUAUCAGUGCCAGUCAGUGCCACCUAUCAAUGCCAGCCAGUGCCACCUAUCAGUGCUGCCAAUUAGUGCCACCUAUUCGUGCCAGUCAGUGUCGCCUAUCAGUG
This is a messenger RNA of Staurois parvus, 409 nucleotides long. Lineage: Eukaryota; Metazoa; Chordata; Amphibia; Anura; Ranidae. The record is from the annotation of a GenBank genome assembly.